Molecule: messenger RNA, 2798 nt
Organism: Seminavis robusta
Lineage: Eukaryota; Bacillariophyta; Bacillariophyceae; Naviculales; Naviculaceae
Source: the annotation of a GenBank genome assembly
CGCCAAACACGAAUGAGCCCAUCCAGUUCGAAACCGAAAUACUUAGAGACAUCGGACGAAGGUUUGUGAGGCUGGCUUUCGGCGGGGAGCAACCCACAUUACAUGUAAUGUGAAGAGCGCUGAUGCAUCUGUUGUGAGUAAAAGGUCGUCGUUGCUUGUCGUGCUGUUGAUGCCACAGACACACACAUGACGAGACGAUGAAGAGGGCAGCAGGACAGAUCCGAAAGGUCCGAAGAAACAAGGGAGGCGACAAAGAUGGUGGCUCGUUGGACGGAGCCAGUGAUAGUCAAGAGCACGUUGCGGAGAAGCCUGCGAGGCGAAAACCGACCGCGGAAGAAGCAGCCUUGACGGCCAAGAAUUAUCGACUGGCAAAAGAGUUGAGCGACUUGAGAGUACGACACCGCGAGGAAAACAAAAAUGUGUCCAGGCUCACCAUGGAGAAUAUGAAUUUGGCAACCCGCUGGCGAGAGGCAAUCAACCAUAUUGGAAUGCUCAAAAAGGAACUGGCCAUGCAGAAACACAGAACAAAUGAAGCCCUGACGCAAUUACAGCGUCAAAAAGCCUUGGCUUGUUCUCCGCAAUCACAAGGCUCGCUCUCCUUGGGACAAUCGCCUACCAACUCACUCGUAGAAGUUGCUGCAUCACGAGGAGCAUCUGGGGUGUUUCAGGACGUGGCAGCUGAAAUGGAUAAAAUGGACCGCCUCAUUGCUGCACAUCAAACAUCUUCGUCGCCACCCCCGCUGCCAAGAGCGAGUUCUAGCUUUGACGAAACUCCCAGCUUUGGAGCUCCAUCAUCGCCAAUUGUUAUGGACGUAUCCAACGAAUCAAUCAGAGAAAUUGAUGGGGAGGAGAAAAAGACUCAGGAAUCGAUGGACCAACCCAUCACGCCCAGUCCAGAAAAGGACGACAGCAAUAGCAAUGAAGAAUUCAACGACAAUGAGCAUGGUGGUGUGAAUUACUUUGCACCUUUCAAGGAUGCCAAAAACAUGGUCGAUGUGGACUCUAUAGGCAUAGACGACCCACCAUUUCAAUUGUCACCGGCAGCUUCUGUCACCCCAUCUGAAUCUCCGCCGCCAUCACCACCAAACCAAACAGAUUCACCUUCGGAAGAUUUAGAAGACAAGAUGCCGCAACAGAACAGCAGAAACGGUUCUCCCUCGUCUUUGUUUCCCAUGACCGCCUCUCCUGUCUUGGGUCGAUCCAAAGUGUUCAACGAAUCCUACCCAGGAGACAUUACACGGGAUGUUACGGCACAUCCCCGAAGUGCCGAGAGGCGACCCGCUGCAGACUUCAAAGACAUUCAGGAAGAAGACGACAGCGCCAUCGUAUCUUCCACGUCCAUGGGAUCCUCAAAAGCACAGCCGCCGCCACUACCACUCAGCAGCAUUGCAGCGUUCGACGCCUCCUUUGCGACGCCAUUCCCAGACAGCUUUUCACCUGCAGAUGAGAGCAACAAAUCGGAUGACAAAAAGACUAGCACCAGUCCCGAACCCAACGGAGACGAAUACAAUCCUUUCUUCCCCAGUCCCAGAAAGGAUGAGCAGCAACCAAAGAAUUCUGCGACUAGCAACAGCAAAUCACAAUCCGAAAAUUCAUCCGUGUCCUCGGCCGGAAUGAGUCGACGCGGGCAAGCUGACAAUGCUCCGUCGCCUGUCUUUAAUGGAAGGCCACGGACGGCUGUUGCUUCUGGUCUCUUUACUUCAACAACCUCAAUCACUGGCAACACGGUGGAUACUAGGCGAAGGCCAACACCCAGUUUCGACAACCCAGCGAAUACAUCCACACCCAACCAAUGGAAUCGAGGCGUUGCUGGUCUGACAAGUGGUGAUACUGGCAGCAUUGACGCAAAAGACCACGCCUCUAGUGGUGUCACUCGAUAUCAGACUCCACCCCAUGGGAAUCGAAGCCCCGAGAGCACCACCGGAAUGGAUUCGGAGGGGCCCAAACGGCCCGAAAAGACUGGGGCAGCUGCUGCUAGGGCACGCUACGAGAAAGCGCUGCAACCUCGAGGAUUCACGGGUGGCUCGCGCCGCUUUCCGAGACGAGCCGACAGAGAAGAGGAACAAGGCGCAAGUCCAGUAUCGGCCCCUUCGGUCUCGUUAGCUGAAAACAAAGUGGCCGCGGCGAAUGACAUUUCCGGCGGAAGCUCGAAUCAUGUAGUGACGCAAUCUAGUAGGGUCAAAGAGCGAGCGGCUUCCUUCGCGGGGAUGACGACUGUUGCUCCAGUCGGAGACAAAAGAGUAACCCGAGGGAGUUGGGCCGCCCGUCCCUCCCCGACGGAUUCCGUCGGCUCCAAGCCAUGGGAUGAGGAGGUUGGUGACAUCCCCAUGAGCACAUCGUCAUCCAGUAUCAAAAGUGCCGAAGCAUCAUCAGCAGUCGGACAUCGAACUAAUGGUGUCUCGUCCUUCACUGGUAAUAGUCCGUCCGCCAACUCGGUGCGAUCCAGCUACGCUCGCCGUCUCCUCGAACGGAAUCGACCAUGGGACAAGACGAGCCCCAAGCAAGAGACGGCGCCAAACGUAUCAACCGUAUCGGUGCAGCACGACGACCUCCCCCAAAGCAAGAGCGAUUCACCUGAAUCCAGAUUCAUUGAAGCGGGAAGGAGCCGUCGCCGCGUCAAGCAACCGAUAUCGUAUGCUGAGCCAUCUCUUGGCGCCAAACUUCGACAAGGAGAUGUCUACUUUCCGAAGGAAGAUCCUGGCACUCGGCCUGCCACUAAUCCUGUACACUUGUAGUCCAGUUCAUCUCUUUGUGUUUGGCUAGCUAGGAAUUCCCUACAUUAAAAGAUUUUCAAAUUC